AAUUUGUCUUAUUUAUUACUCAAGCAAGCAUUAGUUAAUGUUUAUUGAGCGGAAAUAGUAACAAAAUAAAUUAUUUUGUUGCCGUUCAACAGAGGACGCAAAAGUUCAUACAUGUAUAUACAUAAUAAAUCAGUUCAAAGAAAGUCAAAAGCCAAAUAAUAAAAGACAAAGAACGUGAUGUGUUGUUCAAUUUAUUUUAAUUAUGAAAAUUGCAAAUCCGCGAAACUUUUAAUAAUUUUAAAUUAAAUACAUCGUUUAAUUGCUGAAAACAAAAAAAAUGUUCUAACUAACAAAGGAUUCUCCGCAGAUUAAUGACGACCUGUAGACAGUUACAAUGUACCCAAAUGUACAACCGCGUCUCAAAUAUCCGCAAAUAUUUCAGCAAUCUACUAAGAAAAGUCAAAUAUUGCGGUUACGGGCAAUUUGGAGGACAUCGAUCACAGGAUCGUGCAGAGUGCCUAUAGCCGGCAUAAUUAUGAUGAUAGUAUUUGCAAAUUUCAGUUAUUUGGUACAAACGCACAAUUGUCAACAUUACUAUCCUAAAGCUUCUGAUGUUAUUCACGGUGUUCAGACACAGACUAUUCAUGUUCCGACGAAAGAUGGUAACAAUGCAUUUAGUAAUUCAAGGGAGAAACGAAGCAUAGUGGAGAAGCCGUUGCGGAUUUCAUUAUUCUAUGACGAAUCGGUUCUAAGUUUGGAUACCAGUAAAUUUAUUCUUAUAAACGAAACUGUGCUACCGGAAGCUUUACAAUUUUGGGCGAAAGCAUUAAUGGUGCAGCAGAUAAAGGGACCUAUUCGGCUUAACAGAAAAUGUAAUAGUACUCAGGUAUUUGUGAAAGGCGGUCUAACGCACUGUAUAGACAAUUGUAAAGCCGUGACCAUGUGCGGCGAAGUUGAAGUUCCUUAUGAACAUCUAGAUAUAUGUCGUGUAUGCAACGCAUCUGGUCAAAAUUGUCGAAUUGAUAAUAGUACAGAGGCAGGCGAAGGAAUUCAAAAUUCUGAUUUCAUAUUCUAUGUAUCGGCCCGGCAAACCGAACGUUGUCAUAAGGGACUCACAGUAGCAUACGCCGCUCAUUGCCAGCAAGAAGCUACUUUGGAUCGGCCAAUAGCAGGUCAUGCAAAUUUAUGUCCGGAUAGUAUAAGCACUAAACCGCAAGAGCUGCAGACACUUAUAUCGACAGUGAAGCACGAAAUUUUACAUGCAUUAGGUUUUUCAGUUAGUUUAUAUGCGUUUUUUCGUGAUGCUAAAGGAAAGCCUAGAACACCUCGUAAGCCCGAUACUGGCAAACCUCACUUAAAUGAAAAGCUGCAAAUUCAUCAAUGGAGCAAUAAUACUAUUCGCAAAGUUAUUAGAGAAAAUUGGUCAGUGAGGGGAGGCCAUGUACGCAGAGAAAUCGAUAUGAUGGUAACGCCUAAAGUCGUGGAGGAGGUUCGUAAACAUUUUAACUGUGAUAAGUUGGAGGGGGCCGAAUUAGAAGAUCAAGGAGGUGAGGGCACUGCCUUAACACAUUGGGAGAAACGCAUUUUAGAAAAUGAAGCCAUGACGGGAACGCAUACACAAUCACCUAUAUUCUCACAUAUAACGUUGGCACUAAUGGAAGAUUCCGGUUGGUAUAAACCAAAUUAUAGCAUGGCUAAUUCGUUAUCAUGGGGUAAAGGGCUGGGUUGCAAUUUUGUCAUGCGCAGCUGUAAAGACUGGAUUCAACUGAACAAUGCAAAAGGACACAGUAUACAUCCAUUUUGUUCGAAAGUCAAACAGGAACCUUUACAGACCGAAUGUACAAAUGACCGCACUUCCGUAGCAUUGUGUAAUUUAAUUCGACAUGAGACAGAGCUACCGUCGAAAUAUCAGAAUUUCGACAGCAUCAACGACAUUAAAGAAGGUGAUGAAGGUUAUUAUGGCGGAUCGGUAUCCCUGGCUGAUCAUUGUCCUUAUAUUCAGGAGUUCACUUGGCGCAACAAAAAUAUAAUUGUUAGAGGUUCACAUUGUAAUUUUGUCGAAAAUAAUCCAAAACCAGAAAAAAAUUACGCUUUAGAAAACUAUGGCCAAAAUUCGAAAUGUUUUGAUCACGGCGAAUCAAUGUGGGAGGAACGAACAUGCCAUCAUACAAGAGAAUGGCAGCACUGGGGCUCUGGUUGCUAUAAUUAUCGUUGUGAUGACGGGCGCCUUCAUAUUUUGGUUAGUAAUUACAGUUAUUCUUGCCAUUUUCCCGGACAACGGCUUGCUAUUAGCAUUGAAUCGAAUGGUUGGCUUCACAAAGGAACCAUUAUAUGUCCUCGAUGUGAGGAAUUAUGCGGUGAACAUUUUAAUGCUCGAGGCGAGGAGUGUCGAUUUCGAGAGGAAGCUCCUCCCGCCACCAAAUAUCCACGAGAUUAUCUACAAUGUGAUGCAUGCAAUUUGUAUUUUUGCCAUUCUAUGCUUUUAUUAACAUCGGUUAUAGUCUUUUUAAGUGUGCAUGUGUGAUUAUGGUUAGAUUUACGAACAAACGCGUUUAGCGAUACAUUUAGUGCAUUUUUUUUUCCUAACUGUAUUAUAUAUCUUUGUAUAUUUUAUGUAGUUAUCUAAUGUGUAUAAAUUUAGAAAUUAUUCAAUGGUUCUAAAAUCAGUUAUUAGCAUAAAUUCUGUAAUUAAGCUAAGAUUAUUAACUGUUAGUGUCGCUGAAGGUUUUCUUUUCGUUUUUUUUUUUUUUUUGCUAUCGCUAUUACAAAGACGAAGCAGAGAACUUUUUCAUAUAAGAAUGUUUAUAAACAUCACCAUAUGAUAGGUGUCCUUCAUGAUUCUGUCCUUCUGUCUGUAACAUUGGAAAGUGUUUGUAUUCUGUUCUUCCGUUUGCUUAUGAUCGCAAAAUUGAAAUACAAAGUGAAAAUUUAUAAUGUAAACUUGUUGAAACAUUUGAAAAUGUAGAACCAGUCAGUAAUAUGUCCACAAUGUGUCCACAAAAGUUGAACCUCGGUUUUAAGCUCAAUGCAAGUAUUUACGGAUGCCACAGAAGUACCCAGGGUUUAAAAUUAGGAUCUGCCGCGAAGUCGCACACUAAUACAAAGCCUUCAUUUGGUAAGCGAUAAUUGGCACCCCAAAGAGUAGAACAGUAGCUGUAAAUGGCGACCUUACUACUGCAGACUGAAAAGAAAGCGGGUAUGGGUCCCUUACAUCACCGAGCGCUGAGCUAAAUCGCGUACGAAUGCGCUCUAAACACAAGCUAGUGCACAUUCUUCUUAAGACCAAUUCAAGUUGAAUAACCGACAGCCUUCCACUUGAGAAAAUAUUUUCAAACCAUAAUAGGUUAAGGUUUAAGAUUUGCCGAGGUGAUGAUUAUCAAAGAAUCGUUUCCCAGGCGAAUAACUUGUUAAAUUUAUUAUCUAAUGGAUUGUUGCCUUACGUCUGUUUAACUUUUCGCAACAUUUUUCACCGCAACGUCAGAUUAAUUACGAAAACUGUAAAUUUUGCGCAUUAAUGUAUUUUUAAGAGUUUUAAUUUACAUUUUAAAAGUAAUCAAUCCAAUCUGCAUUUUAACAAACUACAAGUAUUUUUUCUAUUGUAUUGUAUGCGCUUUCAUUCCAUGCAAAGAUCUAUUUUAUAUCGCGAGUUAUAUUGUCAAGUUUUUAAGAAAAUUUAACAAUAUUUCUUUAUAUUAUAGAUUUUAUUUACAAAAAUAUUUACAUAUU
Molecule: messenger RNA, 3666 nt
Organism: Glossina fuscipes
Lineage: Eukaryota; Metazoa; Arthropoda; Insecta; Diptera; Glossinidae
Gene: Invadolysin
Product: leishmanolysin-like peptidase
Exons: 11
Coding region: 335-2464 (709 amino acids)
Biological process (GO): proteolysis; cell adhesion
Cellular component (GO): membrane; cytoplasm
Molecular function (GO): metalloendopeptidase activity
Source: RefSeq, a predicted model, not a curated record